Molecule: messenger RNA, 3698 nt
Organism: Bursaphelenchus okinawaensis
Lineage: Eukaryota; Metazoa; Nematoda; Chromadorea; Rhabditida; Aphelenchoididae
Source: the annotation of a GenBank genome assembly
AUGAGGCUUUUAGCCUCAUAUUUGGUCUUGCUGACCCUACCAACCUUAUGGGCUGAGCCGCGCCGUGCAUCGAGCCAGAAUGCUCGAAAACCUUCACAGUCCCCGGAACUUGCCGGAAAAAUUGAAGAUUCCAAACACAAACAUGCUAUGGACACUUUGGAACCAGACCCAGCUUUGUCCAUUUUCGAAGUUAAGCCUAGAAAUCCGAUUGCGCGUACAACGGCAAUGCCUCAGAUAAAGCCGACUGGUGUUCCUAAAGCUGUGGUUCGGGGCCGCCGCUCAACCGUCAUAAAGAACAGCGAAUCUGCCGAGGUUGUAAACCGCGAAUCCACAGUAAUUAGAAGCCGUCGGGCAACGCAUUUCAUCGACGAACGUGGCGUCAUUCACCCCGAAUUUCAUUCUGUGCCAUCUGAGUACGAUUUAAUCAACGAAGAUUUUGUACAAGCUGAAAUCGAAGCCCAACAGCGCGAAGAAGAAAAGAAGCUGCAAAACAAUGUUCUCAGAGAGCAGAACACUCCACCUCCGCCACCAGUGUACACAACCCGAGUUGUAAACGACGCUAACGUCGAGAAUCCUUCAGCUGUGGAGGAAUCUCUGAAGGUGAAGCACGUCAAAGUACCAAGCUCGUUGUUCAUUACCGACGACCAAGACGAGUUUGAAGCUGAUGAAAGUGGAAGCGCUGUUGAUACUACAACUUCUGUUACUAAUGCACCAAUUACAACUUUCCCAACAUCUACUACAACUGCUCCAAUUAGUGUAACGACUACAACAGUAUCUACGUGGGCACCUACGACUGUAAUAUCCUCGACAACUACAACGAUCUCUACAACAACACAGGUUAGUACAACUACCACUUUCACGACAACAACUACUGUAUCUACUACUACAGUACCCACUACUGUAUUUAUUACUACGGUGCCCACUACGGUUGUUAGUUCAUCUAAACCCGAUUUAGGAAAUUUCUUUGACGAAGUGUCAGAAUUGCCUUCUGAAACGACUGAUCUCAACACGACAAACCUUAAACCUGUCAAUUUGGAAAAAACGGUAAAAGUAAGCCGUGCUGACAUUCAAUUCAGUAACGACGACUCGGUUGAAAUCAUUGGUGAACUCAAUGAUCCACCAGCUAGAAUUCAACGAGCGCAAGUUAUUCAGUCCAGCCGCAGUACCAAUCCGGAAAAGCAACGGUUUGUGAAUGCUAAAAGAUUGAUUCUUAGCAAUUUUGUAACCAGAAGAUAUACGGUGCGUUUCUAAUUUGUUAAAACUCAUUUUGUAACACAAUUUUAGGCUUAUCACACAAAUCUUAGUUUAUCACACGCUUUUAUGUGACCUGAAUACAUUUUUAAGCUUAGAUACAUAAUUUUAGGCUUAUCACACACCUUUAGGCUUAGAUAAACAAUUUUUCACAUUUAUCAAUGCUUAAAAUACGCAUAUAAUUAAUAAUUUGCAGGCCAAAGAACUUGGAUUUGGCUACACUCGUCGCGCCAAACGGCAGUCUAAUCACGUUGGCCGGAUUCAACGUGACUCGCUUCUAGGUUCUGAUCCGUUUUCAGUUGAUAAGCAUGUUCAGCAAAAGCUUGAACAAUCAAAGAGCCCAGAAGGUUAUGAACUGAGACGUCUGCCUGGACUUGAACCUCCAAGGGUUGCUUACUAUCAGCCUCCACCGCAUCUUACUACUAGUAUACCUGGUGCUUUACAAGGCUUUUUGUGGACUGCACCACCAGUUUUGGUACCUAUUAGUACAACAACUACUACUAUGGAGACAAGUAAGUGUAAUUUCAAAUUUACUAUUUUUUCGCUAGCCUUACCAUAACCUAUGUUAAUAUUAGCUACUUUUUAUUGAUGCCACAGCACUGUUUUAAAAAAUAAAUUUAAUGAUUACUGAUAUAAUUUUAGCUACAGAAGACGACUUGUCAUUGAGUGUUGAAGAAGCUAGCCACGAUGGAACGCGAACGUUUACUGGCCAUGACGAUGGUCAUAAAGUUCAUCAUGCUACUGAAAACCUACGAGUUCAAGUUCAUCAAGGGCAGCAAAGAUCUACUACGCACGGUCUACCAACCACAACGUUAAAACCAACAACAACAACGAUCAAAGCGACAACAACACAGAAAACUUCCGUUGAGACUUCAACAAAGCUAUUGACUACUACUACUAAAUCAAAGGCUACUACGACUGAAUCCACGCCUACAGAACUAAUUACCAGAGAAUCAACGAAAAAACAACCAGAAUACCGACCACUUGAGUUUAUUGACAUGAGAAAGCCAGAGGAACUACUGCCAGAAGCUGGAUUCAAAGGAAACGUCAAACUGAACACUGGUCAUGCGUGGUAUAACAGCAAAAACCUCCGUGAUAUCACGCUUACCGAAAGCGACACAGCUCUAUCGGAGAAGCACGUUCUUGUUCAGGUAAGCAUUGUAGGUCUACAACAUCCAACUAAAAAAUAUUUUUUUUGAGAAAAUAGAAGAUUAGGAAAGAGUGGUAACGUAUGGUAGGGUAGGAUAAAUUAAUUUAUAAUUUUCAGAAAAACCCUGAUGAGUUUUUCAAACAAGUUGAUCUACCAGACCUGGUGGACGAUAUUCCAGAUGGAGAACCAGACGUGACCGACCGUGGAGCAUCAGUAAACCGUGAAGAACUCAAAGUCCUUCCUCAACUCGAACGUGUAACACCACGUAGCAUUCUAGACUCGGAUUCCGGAACUUUGGAAAUGUCAGGUCAAGCAGCUUUUAGUCAAGAUGAAAAGCAAGGACAAACUGUUGAUAACACAAAAGUUCAACGAGGCGGUCAACAAAUAGCUACUUCUAAUGGAAGAGGUAAUACGGCUAAUUUGGGACACAAUAUUCAACCACAAGGUACUAUUGGCCAAAUCCUACAACCUGUUGUUAGAAAUUUACAACCUUUCCAGCCCGCUCCUCAGCCACAAUUCAGGCCUGUCCAGCCAAAUUUGAACGUUUUUGUUGUUAACGGACGUAGAGUCGUAGUACCAUCCAUAUCAUAUGAACAACACUACUUCGGGCAGAAUUUUAUUCCCCAGCAGGUUUUCCAACCAAGUAGACCAUUUGUUGCUCCUCAACCAACUUUUGUACCAGCCGCACCUCAGCCAAACUUUUUACAAAAUCCAGUAAACUCGGUAGUGCCACAAGGUCAACCUUCAAUAUCUUCCCUACCGACUCCAGGAGUACAACAGCCUGCACCAGGUGUACCAGUACAACCAGCACCAAGUGUACCAGUACAAUCACCUCAAAAUGCGUUCGUCUUAAACCCUCAACCGCUGGUUCAAAACGUUCCACGGUCGGGAAGCGUCGUCCAGACGGAUAAACGCUGGCCAUUUGAAACCUCAAGACUCUCGAACAUACCUCGCCAACAAUCUGCCACGAAUGGACCAACUACAGCAUCAACAACACAAGCUACAACAACUACAACACAGACUACGACACCAACAACCACAACGACCCACUUUGUACAAGAACAACUACCUGAUAUCAUAAGGUAGGGAUUUGUAAAAUUAGCCAAAAUUUUCUUAUUUUAAUUUAAAAAAGAUAUUAUGGAGUAAUCAUAAAAUAUGAGAUAGUCGGGAAUUGGUAAUAAACAAAGCUAACAUUUAUCAUCUUUUCAGCACGCCAGCACCAAAAGCUAACUCGCACGUCCAUACAAAAGAUUACGAAGUAUACGAUGAAGUGCAAGACGCGCGGAGUCGUUUGUAA